Ostertagia ostertagi is the source of this 321-nucleotide messenger RNA. The record is from the annotation of a GenBank genome assembly. Lineage: Eukaryota; Metazoa; Nematoda; Chromadorea; Rhabditida; Trichostrongylidae.
AUGACAGAUAUUAUGCCAAUUAUCCGUGUACGCCGCAAGCGGUCUGCGGAUCCUCAUGCAGCCCUUAUAAUGGAAACCAAAAAGCGGAAGGUGAAGCUGAAGGCAAAGGCCUUGAAUUCAUUGGUGAGCACAGUGAUGGUUCAAGUGGCCCAGCUGACAGCGAUAGUAACGUCGAGGAAAAUGAAAGCUGUAAGAUAUGACUAUUACAAAAUAUAUCGGGGAUCGAUGACAGAGCCAAUAAAACAGUGGGAUUCCGAUAUCGAGCUGAGAUUCGCUACUGAGGAAGAGCAAACAUUACUUCUUGGAAAUUCCGAUUCUGAG